Gambusia affinis (western mosquitofish) is the source of this 1603-nucleotide messenger RNA. It is a transcript of the gene ufd1l, whose product is annotated as ubiquitin recognition factor in ER associated degradation 1. Lineage: Eukaryota; Metazoa; Chordata; Actinopteri; Cyprinodontiformes; Poeciliidae. The transcript is spliced from 12 exons. Gene Ontology annotation, cellular component: VCP-NPL4-UFD1 AAA ATPase complex. The coding region runs from base 148 to 1083 and encodes 311 amino acids. The record is from RefSeq and is a predicted model, not a curated record. Gene Ontology annotation, molecular function: polyubiquitin modification-dependent protein binding.
GUAAUGAAGACGUCAUUUCCCCCUGUCAGCUCGAACACUUCCAGGAGAAGAAGGAAGAAAACAAGAGGACGCAGAACCAACAAAAACAACCUGAAACGGUCACUUUAACUUAAACCCUUUUAACAACCAAGACCUAACGAAGUCACUAUGUUUUCCUUCCAUCAUGUGUUCGAUCACCCGAUGGCCCGGGGCUUUCCGAACCGCUUCUCCACUCAGUACCGCUGCUACUCGGUGUCCAUGCUGGCUGGACCCAACGAUCGCUCUGAUGUGGAGAAAGGAGGCAAAAUAAUUAUGCCACCUUCUGCGCUUGAUCAGCUCAGCAGGCUUAACAUCACCUAUCCAAUGCUGUUCAAACUCACCAACAAGAACUCAGACAGGAUGACCCACUGUGGAGUUCUGGAGUUUGUGGCAGAUGAAGGAAUCUGUUACCUUCCACAUUGGAUGAUGCAGAAUCUUCUCCUGGAAGAAGGCGGUCUAGUUCAAGUGGAAAGUGUCAACCUUAUGGUGGCCACAUAUUCAAAGUUUCAGCCACAGAGCCCUGACUUCCUAGACAUAACAAACCCCAAAGCAGUUUUAGAGAACGCUCUGAGAAACUUUGCCUGCUUGACGACUGGUGAUGUCAUAGCCAUAAACUACAAUGAAAAGAUCUACGAGCUGCGGGUUAUGGAAACCAAACCCGACAAAGCUGUAUCCAUCAUCGAAUGUGACAUGAAUGUGGAUUUUGAUGCUCCUUUGGGUUACAAAGAGCCUGAGCGACGGACUCAGAACCACGAUGAACCGACAGAGGAAGAAGGAGAUGCCAGUAGUUAUGCCGACAUGGACACAGGAUUCAGAGCUUUUACUGGCUCUGGAAACCGCCUAGAUGGGAAAACAAAGGGAAUUGAACCCAGUCCUGCUCCUCUAACUGCGAACGACAUCAAAAGAGGUAUUCCAAACUAUGACUUUAAAGUCGGCCGGAUCACCUUCAUCAGAAACUCCAGGCCUCAGCCCAGGAGAAACGUAGAAGACGAUGACGCCAUGAACAGAUUUAUCGCCUUUUCUGGACAAGGACAGUCAUUGCGGAAGAAGGGCAGAAAGCCUUGAAUUACUUGAAAUGGAUAUUUGGCUUAUGUGACCCCAUCAACAGCAAAGUUUAAAAAGACAAAAAAAAAACAAAAAAAACACUGAUCUGAAGAAACUCUCGCCUCUUUGUGUGUUAUAUUUGAACUCAAUCAUAUUUCAAAAACGAGCUCUGAUCGUAAGACUUUUGCUCAAACAUGCUGCACUGGUUCUCGGUUAUAAUUUGUAUUCACAGGGUCAUUUAAUUGAGCCAGCCUCAACAGCUAACAUCAGCAUAAUAAAUAGCUUCAGGAUUAUUACUGGAAUUAUGAGUUAUUUUCUUUCUGUCCACCAUUUGCCAGAAUUAUUUUUUGACCAAAUAUUGCACCUAAAGUAUACAGUUUCCAGAAUCCCCAUUGUAGUUCAAACAGUGGGACCAAUAACUUUAUUUUAAAUUUUCAUAAGAACUAUUUUAUGUUUGAAUUAUUUUGUUUUUUUCCCCUCAGUUAUAGUUUGCUUACAUUCUUUCCUGGUUUAUUUAUAGACAAAUAAAGGAUUAUUUUGA